AUGGACGACCUCCCGGGAAGGCAGAAGAUGAGAGGUCAUAGGGGCAGCAAGAAAACAGCAGAUAAUGACGGAGAUCGAUGGAAUUGUAAUAUGGAAAAAGUUGACGAUGGCAGCAGUGAUGUCAAAAGAAAGGAUGAAGUGUGUAUGUCACUGGGGCCGCACGUGUACAAGGAGCAGCUCUCACUGGUUCAGGUGAAUCGAAAGAUUUUGGAGAAUAUCCUAGGGAGCUGUGACAGCCAGGAGACCGCUGUUUCAUUCAAUGCAUCCAGUGGGCCAGUUCUUCUCAUCCCAUCCCCUUCCACGCUUCUUUCAGAUUCAAGCACUGAUUCUGAAGAAAGUGAUCAAAAUGAACGAAAGAUGCGAAAGAAGAAAAAGAAUGAUGAGAAAACCGGAAUUAAAAGAGAAAUGGAAGUGGGAAUCGAAGAAGAGUCCUUCGAAAAGGAUAAUGACGAUGGGGAGGAGGUGAAGGACAUGGUCCAGAAGAAAUUAAAACCUAAGAAAGAGAAAUCAGCUGCCAUAAAGGAAGCUUUAAAAUUGCUGCAGACGAAGUUCAGUGACACGGACACGAGCGAGGAAGACGAGAAAUGCCGGAAAUUAGAGAAAACCCGAGAGAAGGAAAGGCAGGAUCAGGAUGGUGACAUCCUUAAUCGUGGAAAGAAAAGGCAGCACCAGAUCCAGGGCAUGGGUGGUACAGAUUUCGAGAAUGAUGAGGCAUCUAAACUAAGAUCAAAAAGGAAGAAGGAAGAUGAAUGUCAUCCCUCCAACGACUACUUUGCCACCCCCUCUCAAAUUGUAGAUUCGGACGAAGAGGACGAGAAUGUGGAAGUCACAUCCUGUCAGAACAAUGACUAUCAGGAAAACAGACAUAGAAGAAAUAUUUCCAAGAUCCUCGAGGAAUCCCAUUUAAAGACGUCAACCCAGGAAGCGAUCUUGGAGGAGAGGCACCAUCGUACGAGAAUCUCAGAAAAGUGGAAACACUUCGAUGAGGUGAUGCCGAAGGAGCAGAAGGAAGCGAUGAACCUAUCACCAGCGAACGACGAUCUGAUCCUUGACUUCGACCAGGAGACGAAGGAGCGAGUGCAGGUAGUGGCUUUCCUCCAUACCAUUCUCACAAGCAAGGCACUUGGAUUUAAGACUGCUCUUGUGCUCUGCCCGUAUAACACAGUCCUCAACUGGGACCAGGAAUUCAAAAUCUGGCUGGAGGGACAAGAUCUAAAAAAAAUUGACAUCUUCAAUAUGGCCAACGAGAAAAAUGUCAAGUUGCGCAAAUAUCGUGCAAAACGAUGGCAUCGAGGCGGCGGAGUCAUGAUCAUUGGGUACAACAGCUUUCGAAUCCUUGCUAACCCCAGCAACAAGAAAUUGAAGAAAAGGCAUCGAGAGCAGUUCAAGGAAGCUUUCAUUAACCCCGGUCCGGACCUGGUGGUUUGCGACGAGGGGCAUAUCCUCAAGAACGAGAAGAGCCUCAAUUGUCGAAUCCUGAAUCAGAUUCGGACCCGUCGGCGCAUCGUCCUCACUGGGACACCGCUGCAGAACAACCUGAAGGAGUAUUUUUGCAUGAUCCAGUUCGUAAAGCCCAAUCUCCUGGGAACGCUGAAGGAAUUCACCAACCGCUUCGUGAACCCGAUCGAGAACGGACAGCACAGCGAUUCCACAGUGGAAGACGUGAAAGUGAUGAAGCGUCGCUCCCAUGUUCUUCAUGAUCUCCUGAAGGACUGCGUCCAAAGGAAAGACGAUGGGGAGCUUACGCCGUUCCUGCCUCCUAAGCUGGAAUACGUUGUUAGCGUGCGGUUGAGUCCCAUUCAGAUUGACCUCUACCAACAUUACUUGGAAAAUUACUGUCGGUUCCGGAAAGGGCUGAGAGGUGGCGGGGCAUCCCUCUUCUCCGACUUCCAAGCCCUCUCACGCAUUUGGACCCACCCAAAAACCCUCAUCAUGCAUGAGAAGAUGAUGGAAGUGAAGGCAACUGAGGAGAAAGCUCAAUCGUUGUGGUGGAAGAAGAUUAUUGAAGAGUCGGGCGUGUAUGUGGAAGAUUAUGCCCUGAGUGGGAAGAUGGUGCUCCUCGCAGACAUCCUUCAUUACUGUGAGAUUAUCAAGGACAAAGUACUGGCUACUGUUGUUGACAGCUUGGUGUUUACGCAGAGCCGCCUCUGCCUUGACUUAGUGGAGCAGUUCCUUGAGUUUCUUGCCUCAAACCGGGACCAAAUCUUUAUGACGCUGGAUCCCGAGAUAGUCCUCGAAGUAACUGCCGAAACCGCUGGUGCCAAUGACGUUGGUUCAAAACGAGGAGAGCAAAGCCAGGAGUACGAUCCGCGCAAGUGGUCCUGGGUACACGGUAGGGACUACUUUCGCAUCGACGGCAGUACAGACGUAUGUACCCGGAGGGACAUCACCACUCUCAUCAACAACCCGGAGAACCAUCGGGCGCGAUUGUUGCUGAUAUCGACAAAAGCAGGUGGAAUGGGUAUCAACUUGGUGGGUGCGAAUCGGGUGGUUAUCCUGGAUACCUCGUGGAAUCCUUCCAAUGAUGUCCAGGCACUCUCUCGGGUCUAUCGGUUGGGGCAGCGAAAACAAGUCUACGUAUACCGCUUCUUUGCCAAGGGGACGAUGGAAGAGAGGAUGUACGAUCGCCAGGUGACCAAGUUGAGCCUAUCAUGUCGUGUGGUAGACGAGCAGCAAAUCGAGCGGCACUUCAACGCGGCCGACCUUCGAGAACUGUACCGCUUUGACCCGUAUGGGGACGACCAAAAGAUUCCACCCGAGGAGUUGACAGAUGAGGAGAGGAAGGCUGCCUGGGAGGAAUUUGAGAAAGAGAAGAUUGCUCCCACGCAGACCGGCUUUCCUACUUAUCAUCCCAAUACGGAGCCGACGGGUAACCUCCUUAGCCAUGCUGUGAUUCCAUUGCCUGUCCAGUUACAGGAGGAAGCUCAAAUGAAGUGUAAGACUAUGAUGGACAUCCGAGCAGAAGAAGCAAUACAUGGAGGAAAACAUACGUAUGAUGCUGUAGAAUCCUCUGCUACUCCAAUAACAGCAAAACCAGAUGUCGCUUGCGAACAGUCCAGGAUUAUCCAACAGCCUCUCGCUCGACGACUCCUGUCUGAGUCCCCGGAACGUCUCCUGAAGGGGAACCAGAAAGUCCAAGAAGGAGCCAAUGGUCCAAGUCCCCAGGUUACCAUUUCAAAUAAACCCAUCUACCCAUCCUUUGCGAUGAGACAGAAAAGCAUUUUGGAAUUCUGCUACUGCCAUCAGCUACUGUUGAGCAUUCGUGAUAACUACAAGGCGUGA
Molecule: messenger RNA, 3282 nt
Organism: Darwinula stevensoni
Lineage: Eukaryota; Metazoa; Arthropoda; Ostracoda; Podocopida; Darwinulidae
Source: the annotation of a GenBank genome assembly